Molecule: messenger RNA, 1445 nt
Organism: Dendronephthya gigantea
Lineage: Eukaryota; Metazoa; Cnidaria; Anthozoa; Malacalcyonacea; Nephtheidae
Exons: 5
Coding region: 24-995 (323 amino acids)
Molecular function (GO): protein binding
Source: RefSeq, a predicted model, not a curated record
AACACAAAUAUUUGUUUUGUUAAAUGAAUUACUUUGUACUAGUGCCGCCAAGUUACCCUCCUAGAGAGAUCAAAUUAAAAGUUGGCAGCUCAACGUCUCUGGAAGUCUCAUGGAAAUCUCCCGUUCUCGGAAACAGUCUUCCCAUAUUUGGCUACCAAGUCUUGAUUGCGCGUGUGCCAUCUGACGAGAAAUAUAACAUCAUUUUGAGGACGAAAUCUCUGGGUUGUGUUGUGUGUGGUUUGAAACCAGCCACUCGAUAUAGAGUUAAAGUCUCAGCUAGAAACAAAAUUGGAUAUGGAGAAUACAGCAAGGAUAAAAUUGUGAUAACCAAUGCAGCACCAGCAGAAAUACUUCCUCUCACAAUAAGUCAGACGAAUUUUAGUGUCAGAUUGAAACAGCCAAGAAAAGAGAUCAGAUUCAUUCAAAUCGUUGUGAUGACGCUCUCUGCUGGCCUUCCAAAAUCUCAUCCAAAUAAUUUCAAAUCUUACCACGACGCGAAAACAACCACAGAGCCAUCUUAUAUUACAGCAGAAUUCGACGUCGCUGAUUUUAAAAAUUUCCGAGAAUUCACUGUCGGUGAUGGUGGAUACAGUUUGGGUGUGAUUGGAAUGAAGUAUUUCAAUGGACCACUCUCACCUGGUACAAUGUACACCAUUUUUCAAAAAUUCUACAAUGAACAGCUGGAACUCAUCUAUGAGUCGGACUACCUUUCCCCAAUUAAAACGAAAGAAAAAGAAGAUUACUACAUGUUAAGUGGAUCGCAAGCUGAAACAAGUCAUUCAUCGACGGCACAAGAGGAGUUCAAGCUGGGGUUCAUCAUUGUUAUUGUUUUAUUUUUUAUCCUUCUGCUUGUUCUUGCUGUGGUCGUGGUUUAUCGAAGGCGUCAUGAGAGUAAUGAUCUUACAAAAGAAAAGAGUCGAGAAAGAAGUGGAAGUUGCACUAUAGAACAAACUGAACAUGAAAGUGAACGGGAAAAACUGCCGACCGGAGUUUAGAGAGGAUCUCUCCAGGCGCGAAAAUGCAAAUUUUUAAGAUUUGCAUGUGCGUCCGAAGAACGAUUUUUAUAAAGGACGUGACAGACCUCCGCUGGGACAUAGAAAGGUUGGUUCAGUUGAGAAGGUCCCGUAAUCUCUUUUUAUCUGAUAUUCGCAUAUAGUUCUUAAUUCAUCCAUUGUUGACACAGGCAUAAAAACACAGUGUGUCUGGUGUAAUCUCAUUUUAUUUACCAUGCAGGGUCUAAUUCAAACAGUUGCUUUAGGAAAAUAUAGUGUCCCGUUUUUUAUUAUACAAAUGACUUUCUGUCUGCUGAUGUCCACUUCUCUGUAGAGGACUUGGAAAAAGGAAUAGUUAUCAUAUAUCUAAACAAAUAAUACCUGUUAAGCAAGGAUUACUUAACAUCAAUUGUGUCAAACAAAAACAGUAUCUUUGUAUUUUAAAGUGAACAU